Molecule: messenger RNA, 3207 nt
Organism: Rotaria sp. Silwood1
Lineage: Eukaryota; Metazoa; Rotifera; Eurotatoria; Philodinida; Philodinidae
Source: the annotation of a GenBank genome assembly
AUGUAUAAUAGAAAUAAUGACACAUCAUCAAAUCAUUGUCGUAUAUUUGAUACUGGUAAAAGUUUAUUAAAUUUCGAUUGUCAUGCGAUAGCACUUAAUGAUCAAGAAACACGUCUAUUACUUGUUGGCAAUCAUGAACUCGCAUUUAUUAAUUUCGAAACGAUAAUUUCACAAAUUGAUAAUGGAAUCGGCGGUGAUACGAAUGUAUUUAUACCAUCUUUAGCUGAUAUUAAAUGUGUACCAUUAUUUGAUAUGUGUAAUGUUAAUCGACCAAUUGUUGAAUGGAAUCAUUUGGAUCCUAAUCAAUAUGCGGUAGCUAUAGAUCGUCUUGUUCGUCUUUAUACAGUUGAUCAUACACAUAUUAAUGAAACGAAUGCUAUCAUUGAUUCACAACAUCAGCGUCCUAUUUCAACAAUAGCUUAUUCACCGCAUGAUUCACAUUGGUUAUUAACAGGUUCACUUGAUGGUCAAAUUCAAGUAUGGGAUACUCGACAUUGUUCAUCUAAAAGUCCAGCUAAUUUAAAACAUACAGUAUCAACACCAUUUAGUAUUCGUCGUAUUCAAUGGUCAUCAGUAAAAUCUGAUAAUUUAAAUCAAUUAGCUGUUCAAUGUGACCGAUGCAUACGAAUAUAUGAUAUACGUCGUAUUGAUUCACAUUUAUACUCAUCAACUGAUUUAGAACAUACACAACGUAUAAUUAGUAUGGAUUGGAUAAGACAUGAUUUUUCAAUCAUUACACUUUCUAUGGAUAAUUCUAUAAGAAUAUAUUCAACAACCGGUCAAAUUCUUGCCGAAUCAUUACCCAAUGAACAGUCUUCUUGUACAUUCAAUAAAAUUCGAACAACGAUUUAUGAUAAUUUAUUUGUUUGUGCAUCUCGUGAUUCUAUUCCAUCAACAUGUGGUUUCUUGGGAUGGCGUUGGGAUGGAGAUCAAUAUUUACAACCAUUAACAAACCGUAUAUUAUCAACAACUCCAUCACCAAUAGUUGAUUUUUGUUCUAUUACAAACCCUCGAUUUUUUAGUUUAUUUAAUAAUUCUUCAUCAUCUCAUAUAAAUGAUGAUUCAACCAAUCGUUUUCUUUUACUUACUUGGUGCCGUGAUGGAAAUUUAUAUUUAGUUGAUAUGGAUUCAACAUUUCGACAAGCAUGGUUAAAUCAAAGUACCCGAAAUAAAAUGAUGAAUUCAUCUGAUUUAUCCAGUUCGAUAAGUAUCUCUCGAGCAUCAACACAUCCAUCGCGACCACAAACAAUAGCUCGAAGUAGUUGGGCAGUUACGACAAUGGAUGCUAUUAAAAGUGAAACAACGGAUAGCGGAGAAACUACCGAUGAUGAUGAUAAUGCUUUUCAAGAAAUGCCAUCAUCACCACCUAAUACACUAGAGUCUUCCGAAGCAAGCGAUGAAAAUGAUUAUCCUAUGAUUCCCGAUCGAAGUAAUAAUACAAUAACAGCAGUGUCGGUUGAAAAUGAAUUAAAUUCUCUCCUUGAUAGCUAUGGUUCAUAUAUAACCGUUGAAACAAAAGAUGAAAAGCGUCGCAUGUGUAUACUUCGUUGUGUAUAUUCUUUAGAAAAUACGUCCACAUUUCGUAUAUAUCUUAUUUUUUCUCGUCAUUAUCCCAUAAUAUCACAAUUAUUUGUUCGUUUUAAAUUAUCAAUAAUAAAUAAUGAUGAACGUUUGAAAUCAUUGCAAUCUAAUAUACAAAAGAUGUUUGAUGAAACAUGUUAUAAUUGUUUUUAUCAUGGACAAUUAUGUUUACAUAAAUGUUUAAUGAAAUUAAAACAUUUAUUUGAUAAAUAUUAUAAACAAGAAAAAUUAGUUUCAACAACGUCAUCAACAAUAAAUACACCAAAUAAAAAACGUGAACAUUCAUCAACAAAUUUUGAUAUUGAUUCAAUAAAUGAUUUUACAAAUACUAAUUCUAAUAAUCCAACUGCAAAUAAUGAUAAUAAUCCUAAUCGAAUAUUUAUGACAUCAUCAUCAACACGUACAAAUGAUAGUCAAAUAUCAAGUGCAUCAAAUGUUCAUAGUCGUCGACGUACAUGUGGUGCUCGUUUUUCCGGUAGUUCACAUUUAAUAUGUUUUGGUCGGACAGGUAACAAUCAACAAUUAAAUUCAGCACCGGUUUUAACUGCAUUAAAUGAUGGAACAAUGAAUCGACCACAAUCAUUACCUAUACGUUCAACAAGUUUAACAGUAACAAAAACCCGUGAAAAUUCUAGUACUGAUGAACAAUCAAGUUAUCGAACUCCAGCAACAAAUACAGUACAAAUACAAUAUAUACCGAAUAAUCAACGAUUGCCAAUAUUUUCGGCACCUGUACGUUCAUCGUUUGUUAAUAGUAUAUUUAGUGAUCAUCAACGUACACCAACAGCAUAUCGUCGUUCACUUGGCCAAAUAAUUCCUCCACAUUCAACUGUAUCAAUAUAUGAUGUUUCUAUAUUAUUACCUGUUAGUAAAAAAUUAGCUGAUGAUUACAAAAUUGAUUUGAAAAAUCCAGUUGAAAUGUGUGAUAUGAAUCAACAAAUAGCACGAGAAUUGGGUAAAAAUGAUUUAUCACAUUGUUGGCGUUUACUUGGUGGUUUGUUAUCAUUACAACCAAGUUUACAAAAUGAUGAUUCUUGGUUUCAAACACCAAUAGCUCAAGGUUUAAUCAAACAUUUAGUUUCUAAUUAUGUUAUGAAUGGUGAUAUACAAUCAGCAAGUAUGUUUCUUUUAACAAUGUCUCAAACUUCAUAUUUGAAAACAAGAAUUCAAACAAGAUUAGUUAAUGAACAUGAUUAUGAUCCAAUUUUAUAUGCUUAUGCAUGUUUAUUACAUCGAUGGAGACAUUUUUAUAAACGAACACAAAUUUUAUCUCAAAUAGAUCAUAAUUGUCAAUCACCAGCACCAUUUAAUCAAACAAUAACACCAGCAACUAUCAUAUGUUCAAUUUGUUUACAACCCGUUCUAGGUCAACAUUUUUUAUGUUCAAUAUGUGAUCAUGGUGGACAUUUAACACAUAUGCAUGAAUGGUUUUCAUCAGACGGACUUAAACAUAAAUAUUGUCCAGAAAAAGAUUGUACAUGUCGAUGUAUUAUAAAACAACAAGAAUUAUUAGCAAUGAAUACAGUUCAAUUACAACAACAACAGCAGCAACAACAGCAAACACCAACAAUUACAUCAAGGUCUUAUUUCGCUCGUCAACCAUCAACUAAUAUUCGUCCUUUAUAG